Molecule: messenger RNA, 2373 nt
Organism: Talaromyces amestolkiae
Lineage: Eukaryota; Fungi; Ascomycota; Eurotiomycetes; Eurotiales; Trichocomaceae
Exons: 5
Coding region: 1-2373 (790 amino acids)
Biological process (GO): regulation of DNA-templated transcription
Cellular component (GO): membrane
Molecular function (GO): DNA-binding transcription factor activity, RNA polymerase II-specific; zinc ion binding
Source: RefSeq, a predicted model, not a curated record
AUGACUACCUCAAGCAGCGACUCGACCAUCUCCUUUGCACUCUAUAGAUAUACACCUUCAAUCGCGGCAGCAUCCAUAUUUGCAGUGAUUUUCCUAGCUCUUACGAUCGCUCACUGUAUUCGACUAUGGCGAUGCCGCGCCUAUUUCUUCAUUCCCUUCAUCAUCGGGCUGCUAUUUGAAUGCGCCGGUUACAUUGCUCGCAUCUUCUCGCACUUCAACACCUUAGCCCUCGGUCCAUACAUCGUACAGACCAUGCUGAUCCUAGUCGCGCCGCCUCUGUUCGCUGCAUCCAUAUAUAUGACCCUAGGGAGAGUCAUAGUCGCUCUAAACUCUCAACAACUCUCCAUCGUACCAGUCCGGUUCCUGACGAAGGUAUUCGUGAUUGGAGAUGUACUUUCGUUCCUUCUUCAAUGUGGGGGGGGUGGUUAUAUGGCUGCCGGAACGGUUGCGGCCAUGAACACCGGGGCCAACAUCGUCGUUGGCGGUCUUGUCGUUCAACUCCUCUUCUUCGGCUUCUUCGUCAUCGUAUCAGCUAUAUUCCACUGGCGCGUGAAGAGACAAAACUACUCAAGUAUUCAAGUUCCAUCUCCAUCCUUCAGCCGCAGCAAGAGCUGGGAAUCGAUCAUGUGGGCUCUGUACGCUGCUUGUUUCCUCAUUCUCGUACGCUCAAUAUUCCGCGUUGCCGAAUUCGUGGAGGGGAACGACGGCUAUAUUAUGAAAAGAGAGUAUCUCUUGUACAUUUUUGAUGCUUGUCUCAUGGCUCUGACUGGGAUUGUGUUGGCGGUUGUCUACCCUGGAAUGUCUCUGGGGCGUGAUGACGGCAAGCGAGAGAGUGGCCUACGGCUUACGUCUACUGAUGAGGAGAUGCAGGAUUCAACUCAUAUCGGUCAUACAACUCGCAACGCGAACAACUCGCACUUGCGCCCUAAGCAACGCAUCAGCCAUACCAAGUCCCGCAAUGGUUGCUACAUGUGCAAGCAACGUCGCGUCAAGUGUGAUGAGGUACGGCCAACGUGUAAUGCGUGUGUCGUUCGGGGCAACGAUUGCGUCUACCCUAGCCCUAGAGGCGCGCUGGAUCAGAGACGAAGGCAGCGGUCCGUCUCUCGAGGACAAUCAUCCGAGAGCAGUCACAAUGACAGACGGAGUGUACCGUUUCGCCCAUUGAAUUUCAAUCUAUCAGUUCCGGAGGAACCACAAAAUGUCGGAUCUGGUCUGAACAUGAGUGAUCUCAACCUACUCCAACACUUUAUCCUGCACACCUCCAAAAAUAUGACUCUUCACAAAAUCAAGACGGUGGUCUGGGAGCGCGUUUUUCUUGAUUUGGCUGCUACCAACGAGUUCCUGAUGCACCUUAUCCUGGCCCUAGCUGGCGCGGAUAUACUAAUAACUGAAGGAUCUCCGAUAUCCUGGCGCCCUUCGCUUCAUCUGAUCAUGGAACAUCAUCAACAAGGUCUCGCCGGGCUACAGCAAGCGCUUUGUGCUACCGCCGAGCCCAAUGAAGAAGCGCUACUGGCGGGGUCUAUGCUAGUGACAGGUUUCGCAUUUGCAUCCCUCGGAAUCAAAGACCUAGAUCCGUCAACCGAACCGACCUUGCAGAAUCUCACUACCCAUGGCGGCUCAUCAAUCCCGCUUCAGAUACAAUGGCUCCAUCUUGUUCGUGGCACUACGUCUAUUGUCGGUCAAUUCUGGUCGACUUUGAGACGAUGCCGGCUCAGAGCACUUUUCUUCUUCAACAAUGCCAACGACGAUUGGAAGCUUUGCGAGAGUGAAUUGCGCUCUGGCCUGGCAGCAGUCGACCAGAAUAUCAAAUCGAAGAGGCUUCGGAAAUUUGCCUCGGGCGCCAAUCGCGCCUUGUCAGAUUUACGAGAGAUAUGCGUAGCCCUACGUGAUUCUGAACCCCUUCAGGACGGCAGUGACGACUCGCCAUUAACCGACACCCCCCGGUCCGAACACGGCGGCAAGACAUCCCUCCAUGCAUGCGAACAAGCCAUUGACGUAGCCGAAUACAUAUAUAUGCGCAUCCUCUACACUCUCAAAAUGGAACCCCUCAAUUCUGCAUCCCCAAUGGAUCUCGAAAUCCAAACCGACCUCGAAGACGCCGCAAUCUUCGCAUGGCCUCACGAUCUACCCGAAGCCUUCAUCUGGAUCUUGGACUCCGCGCAACAUCAAGGCAAUGUCGACGCGCUGCUGCUCGGUGUGAGUCUGACGAUCCUUGCGCAUCUAUACGUGACCAUAGCUGUUUUAGAAGAUGUUUGGUAUCUUGGAAAGACGUGCGAUGCUGAGAUUCGAAAAAUUGAUGGAUUGGUUCGUGGAUUGGGGGGCGAAAGACUUGUUCGUGUAAUGGAGUGGCCGGUUGAUAUUAUAGAGCAAUAA